AUGGCCGAUCUACAGGCCGAAAUUGAAUUAACGGUUGAAUUAAGAAAGUUUGUUAAUAUCGAUUUAUUUGUGCAAGGAUAUUAUCAAAUUCGUACAGGAAUUAAAUUCGCACCACGAAUUCAAUCAGCAACAAAAAUUGAAAUUAAAUCUGAGCUUUCUUCUGUGAUUGAUGAUACAAAUGAUUCUAUUUAUCCUGCAUGUGUAUUUAAUGAUUGGGGUGUAAGCAAAACAUUUUUAAUCAUAUUUAAAAAUGAAGAAGUACAAUUGGAUGAUCAAUUUAAUUUUAAACUUUCAGUUAUUGUUGACGCGCAAAAUAUUAACGAAUGUUUCAAUCGAUUGGAUAUGCAACUUUUGGUGGAACUUUACUUUUUGGAAAAAGAUUAUUCACCGGAAAAAAUGCCAACGAUGCAACAGUUAUGUAGUCGAUGUUAUAAACUCCAUUUUAAUCCUCGAUUUGGUAUUCAUACUCAUGUGCCCAUACUUUUCGAUUAUUUCCAUUUAUCAGCAUUAACUACUACUGUUCAUGGCUCAUUACUUUGUCUCAUUCCACCUUAUGUUUUUGAUCGACCAGCUGUACGGCAAACUUCACUAUUUAGUUUUCUUUUUGGCCAAGAUCUUUCACAAAUUACAACCGAACAAAUAAAUCCUAGUCUUUUACAACGUGCACAUAAUCUUCAUAAUAAUAUUUGUGAAAUUCUUCUUUCAUCAUAUGAAUCUCUACAAGAUUUUUAUGAAACUAUGCUUGAACAUCUUCCUAACAAUGAUGAAAAACCAACACAUAUUCAUCAAAAAUGUCAACAAAAAUUACGUAGUCUUUGUGAAAAAUUAAAAAAUAUUGAUGAUAUCCAUACAAUUGAUAAUCUUGCACAUGCACAUAUUGCACAAUGUUCAGCAGAAAAUAUAAUGCUUUGGUGCCAAUUUAUUCAAACAUUUGGUGUACAUGAAUCAACAGCAAUUGUUCUUUCGAAAGAAUAUCAUUUUAAACGCGUAAAACGCCUAUCUGAAGGUUUUUUUCAUCGUGAAAUAUCACGAGCAAAUUUAUUAACAAAUGAAUGUGAUUCAUAUAAUGAUUUACAUGAUCUUGUUCGAAAUUCUCCUUAUUAUUCACGUUUACCAGCAUUAACAAUUGAAUGUGUAGAACUUGAUGGAAUACCAGAUAAUUUACCAAUACUUAUUGAAGAAGUUUAUUCAGCCAUGGAACAAAAAAUAACACCAAUUUUAUCGUCAGUAAAACCCAAAUCUCAUAGUGGAAGUAUUAAUGAUAAUCCAAUUGUACAAGCUGUUCAGAAUUUUAGCAAAUAUCGUCCAAAUUUUGGCCUUUGUCUUAGCGGAAGUAUGGAUGAAACAGUGCUAAGUUCUCUUUCCAAACCUCCUGAAACACCACCAUUAAAAGCUCAUAAACAACAACUACAACAGUCUCAAUCGGUGAAAACAUCUACUACAGAUUCAAAUCCAAUUUCAACACCAAAAGUUCGUCAAUCAGGAAAAAAUCUUCUUUCAUUUCGUACUCAAACACCAACAAAUGUCAAUCCUAUUGUAGCAUUUUCUCAUGAUCCAUCUAUUCAAUUAACUUCCUAUCGUAAAUUUGAUCACGAUAAUACUCCAACAUUAUCUUCUACAGCUACAGCAACAACAGCAGCACAUGAAAAUAAUUCUAGUCCAUCACCAAGCCUUUUUGCUUAUCAAUCAGAUUCAGAUAUAACCAAUUCAUCACGUUUACAGAAACAUCCUAGUCGUUAUUCAUUACCUGAUGUACCAUUCCAACGCAAUAAUACUAAUAAUAAUACAGUAGUAACAAAACUUGAUUCACCAAUGCUUCCUCAAUUUUUAUGUACAACACCCGAUAAAACUGAUGAAGUUUUUCUAGUAACAAAUGAUCAAGAAAAAGCUGUUGCUGCAUCAACAUUUGGCGAUUCAAGUAUGAAAUCAAAAGUUUUACAAGCAUCAUUUCGUGGUAAAGCUAGUACUAUGGAUCGUCGAACAACAGCAAUAACAACACCAUUUCGUUCUCAAUCAACUUCAUCAUCAACAACAACAAAUAAUCAUAAUAAUAAAAAACAUAUAUAUACUCAACCAAAAUAUUUUACAACAAGAACAAAUGAGAAUUCAACAAAUGGACCUGCAAAUUAUUCACUUGAUUCAGUUCUUAAUUUAACUUUACAAUUAGAACAAACAGCAACAGCUGAUUAUCAUCGGCGACAUACAAUAUCAACAAAUGAUAUUGAUCCAUUAUUAUUAAAUGGUUUAACUGAUGAUGAAAAUACAUUAAAUUUAAUGGAAAAAACAAAUGGACAUCAUUUACCUAUGAUUAUUGAUGAUGAUCAAUCAACAAAAUCGGAAGAAAAUGAUCGAAUACAAACAAAUUCAUUAGCUAAUAAUCAAACAAUUGAAUAUGUUGGUUAUAAAGAAAAAAUGAAACAAAUUCUAUCAACAAAAUAUUCAUCAAAUUUAAUGUUUUAUUCAGAUUUUUCAUCACUUGUAUCAACAAUACCAUAUUUUUAUCAAGAAACUAUACCAUUUGAUUCGAAUGGUAUACAUCUUAUUAUAUGUGUACAUGGUUUAGAUGGUAAUUCAGGUGAUUUACGAUUAGUUAAAACAUAUCUUGAAUUAUGUUUACCAACAUGUCGAUUGGAUUUUCUUAUGUCAUCUUCAAAUCAUUCAACAACAUUUGAUGAUAUUGAUAUUAUGGUUAAACAAUUAGUUGAUGAAAUUGAUACACAUAUUGAACGUUUUGGACUUAAACCACAACGAAUAAGUUUUGUUGGACAUUCAUUAGGAAAUCUUGUUGUACGUGCAACAGUUGCUCAUUCACGUUUUGAACGAUAUAGAACAUUACUUUAUACAUAUCUUUCAUUAUCUGGACCACAUUUAGGAACAUUAUUUAAUUCAAGUGGUUUAGUUAAUAUGGGAAUGUGGUUAAUGCAAAAAUGGAAAAAAUCAUGUAGUUUAUCUCAAAUGUCAUUUAAAGAUCACGUUGAUCCAAAACAAACCUAUAUAUAUAAACUUAGUAAAAAACCUUGUUUAGAAUAUUUUAAAAAUAUUUUAUUAAUUGCUUCACCACAAGAUCGUUAUGUUCCAUUUCAUUCGGCUCGAAUUGAAAUUUGCAAAGCAGCAUUGAAAGAUACAGUUUAUGGUUCGGUUUAUGUUGAAAUGAUAAAUAAUUUGCUUGAACCAAUACUUCGUAAUCCAUCAAUAACAUUUGUUCGCUAUAAUGCUUUUCAUAAUAUUCCAUCAGGCACUAACAAUUUUAUUGGUCGUGCAGCUCAUAUAGCAAUAUUAGAUUCAGAAUUAUUUGUUGAAAAACUUAUCUUAGUUAGUGCAGCUAAAUAUUUUAAAUAA
Molecule: messenger RNA, 3339 nt
Organism: Adineta steineri
Lineage: Eukaryota; Metazoa; Rotifera; Eurotatoria; Adinetida; Adinetidae
Source: the annotation of a GenBank genome assembly